AUGGGGCAGUACAAAUUCGAAGGAGACAUUUCAAGUUUAAAUGAACGCCACAUAGCGUUCAUGAGUACAGUGAUUUCUCAGCAAGAUAUAGAAGUUAAAAAAGUGACAUUUCAUUCAGUUGGGAAGCCAGGUGACAAUUACGUAGCAAAUGUGAAAAGGAUUCACAUAGAAGGCACUAAUCGAAGCAUGAAAAUGAUUGUGAAAAUAGCACCUACUAGCGAAGUAUUUCGUAAGUCACUUCAUGUGGACAUUGCAUUCAAUCGUGAACAAACCAUGUACACUGAGGUGCUACCUAAGCUAGUGUCACUGCAGAAAGCAGCAGGAGUACCAGAAGAAGAACGUCUAAGAUACGCAAAAUGUUAUGGAUCUCUAGACGAAUCGCCUAACGAAGUGAUAAUGUUAGAAGAUCUAGGUGAACUGGAUUUUGUAAUGUUGGAUAAGUACACGCCCUUACCUGACGAAUGUGUAAGGAGUAUGUUAAAGAACUUUGCCAACCUUCAUUCUCUUUCAUAUGUGUUAAAGAAAAAAGAACCAGAUACUUUUUAUAACUUUACAAGUAAGAUGAAAAGUCUGUGGCCGCUUCUUGCUGAAACUCCAGAAUUUGCAGCAAAUCUUGAACAUAUUGAAGGAGCAGUACUGUCUGUGCUAGAUGACGAUGUGUAUAGAAGCGUAGUCAAAAAUAAAAUACCAGAUUUAUUUAACACUUACUUGAAGCUGGUGAAAGAAGAUGUUGGCAAAAACGGAGUAAUUACUCAAGGCGAUGCUUGGACAAACAAUAUCAUGUUCAAAUAUGUGGGAGACACAUUGGUUCAGUCAAUAAUGAUUGACUAUCAAAUAUCGUUCCACCAUAGUCCAGCGAUGGAUCUCCUCUACAUGAUCUUCAACUGCACAGACCAUGAGACCAGGUCUAAGAACUUUUACGACUGGAUAGACUAUUACCAUUCAGAAUUAGAUAAAAACUUGUCAAAUUUCGGCUUGAAAGCUAACUUAGUUUGUCCAAGAGAUCUCUUGGAUGCUGAUAUCAAAAGAAUUGCUAGACCUAUGAUGGGUGUUUCCUUACUAUUGUUUAACAUGUUAUUAAGAGAUGCUAAAGAAGCAAGCGUUGUAGUGGAAAAUAUGAAUGCUGGUGGAUUCUUGGAAGCAAUUAAAUCAAUGAGCGGACAAGAAUUGCAAAAGGAAAGCUUAGCUCGUGGCAAAAAGAGAAUGGAAGAUUUGAUAAAUAGUUGCAUUCAAUUAGGUUUCAUAUAAUCAUUAAUAGAAAAUAUUUAAAUCUGGUCAUAACGAAACUAAAUACUCAUGGAAUGAAGUCAAGUAACUUUUACUUAAGAAAUGUAUUAAUAAAUGUUAAAAAGAGUAUAGAAAGUUUUAUUCGGUCUAACUCAAUGUAACUAUUUCCGUCCUAGGACAUCGAAUUUUUGUCAGAUGACAACGCUUUGCGAUGGGCGAUUAGAGAGUUAAAGUUGGUAAACUUAAGAAAUAGAACAGGUUUUUCUGAGGUUACAUUUUUAACUCACAUUAUUUUUAUUU
Molecule: messenger RNA, 1527 nt
Organism: Spodoptera litura
Lineage: Eukaryota; Metazoa; Arthropoda; Insecta; Lepidoptera; Noctuidae
Source: RefSeq, a predicted model, not a curated record